CAUGAUGAUCUUUGUUUGGGUCGGCGGCCAGCUGCUGCUGGCUGUGGUGUUCCUGCUGGUGCUCGUGUUCAUAGUCUGGGCCCUGGCUUGGAUCAUGAUUCUCAAGAGGAUUCCGGUUCUCCACGAAUUCGUCACCAACCUGGCCUCUUCGUCAGUCGACGAGACGCCGAAGCCGCCGGUCUUGCCACGACGGGGAAAGUUCAUCAUCCGAUGAAGCGCACAAGCCAGACGGGCACGCCCGCGAUCCGGUCGCGAUCCUUCGCAGCGCAGUGUUGCCGAGAAAAUACAGCGCACGCUCCAAACUUCCCGG
Polychytrium aggregatum is the source of this 310-nucleotide messenger RNA. RefSeq lists its product as uncharacterized. Lineage: Eukaryota; Fungi; Chytridiomycota; Chytridiomycetes; Polychytriales. The record is from RefSeq and is a predicted model, not a curated record. The transcript is spliced from 2 exons. The annotation marks the transcript as partial.